This is a messenger RNA of Haliotis rubra (blacklip abalone), 528 nucleotides long. RefSeq lists its product as uncharacterized. The transcript has a single exon. The coding region runs from base 1 to 528 and encodes 175 amino acids. The record is from RefSeq and is a predicted model, not a curated record. NCBI's taxonomy places the organism in Eukaryota, Metazoa, Mollusca, Gastropoda, Lepetellida, Haliotidae.
AUGAAAUCUGACAUCCACGAGCUCAGAGAGGACAUAAACACUAGUAAACAAGAGCAGGAUGUGAUGAAAUUAGAUGUUGAGGCUUUGAAUGACAGGACAGUGGGUAUUGAGAAGUAUUUGGAAGAAUUAGACACUAAACUGGAGGAUCAAGAGCAACGUAGCAGACGAAACAAUGUCGUGCUAUAUAAUGUGCCUGAGAGCGGUCAACGAGAGACAUACACUGAGAGUAAGGAUAAAGUUUUGACAGUUCUCAAUAAGGCCAGGGUAGUGAAGAAUCUCCCACCUUUAGUCCCGAGGGAUAUAGAAAGGGCACAUAGACUGUCUACUAAGAAGGGUGACAAGGCCAGGCCCAUUAUAGCUCGCAUGUGUCAUUGGGAGGAUAAGUGGCAAUCGGUGAAAAUGAGGAGUGUUCUGAAGGACCAGGGGUGGGGAUUGCUAACGACCUCACAACUUACCAACGCAAGGAACUUCAACGACGACGCAGUGAAAACCCUAACAUACGCUACUAUUUCAAGGGUAACAAACUGA